GUCAACACCCUCAGCCCCCUGCACCGCCGGGAGAAGGACCCCCAGGAAGCCCCUCGCUGGAGAGUGACCGCCCUGCGCAGCGUCCUGGACGAGCGAGCGGCCAACCAGAGCCAGGCGGCCGGAGAGCAGACGCCGGAAGGCCCCAGGGAUUUCUGGCUGGGCUUGGAGAAAAUGCACGGGAUGGUGAAAGACGAUCGCUUUCAGCUGCUGGUUGAGCUGCGCGAUUGGGAAGGCAACGCUCAGAGGGCCCACUUCCUCUUCCGCCUGGGCGGGGAGGAGACGGCCUACACCCUCAGCCUCCUGGGACCCAUCCGGGGGGAGCUGGAGAGCGCCAUGGGGGACUUCCCCCAGCUGCCCUUCUCCACGCGGGAUCGCGACCACGAUCUGAAGGGCGACACCAACUGCGCCAAGCACCUCUCAGGAGGCUGGUGGUUCAGCUACUGCGGCCACGUCAACCUGAACGGCAAAUACUUCCGGUCCAUCCCACGGCAGCGGCACGAGAGGAAGCAAGGCAUUUUCUGGAAGACCUGGAGAGGGCGCUACUACCCCCUGCAAUCCGCUACCAUGAAGAUCCGCCCUGCAGAGCCGGACCGGGCGUCCUAAGCCCUCCCCCCAAGAGACUGGGCACGGCCCUCCUUCCUGCCCCGUUCCCACGAGACGCAGCUGGUCUCCGUCUCUGGAGCCCGGGCAGCGCUGCCCCAUGGCUGGCAUUUGAUUAGAGAGUCCGGGGAGGGGGGAAUUCCUUUUUAAGGGAGGGGGUGAGCCUGGCCAACUGGGGGAAGAGCGCAUGGGCACGGGGGAAGGCUGCUGGGCUGUGGGGCCAGAGGAAUUUGGGGAGUGCCACCUCUCAGCCUCCUGCAAUUGUGGGAACAUCUUUCAUGCCCCUCCAGAUGCAAAACAGGUGUGGCUUCCUCCCACCCCCUGCGCCCCGGAAAAUAUAUGUGCAAAGGCAUUGAGAGAGCUGUAUGGCUGGGGGAGGCUGGCGAGAUGGGUGGGGGAAGACCACUCCCUCCUGCAAAUGUGACCCCGAUGUAGGGGUACCCACAAUACUGGGGCCUCUUUCAUGGACCUUCCAAACCGUCCUUCUUGAAUUUAAUGCCCCCCUCCCCGCCCCCAUCCCCAACCUCUUUGGAUCCCCCUUUAGGUCAUAUUGACUUAAAAUGCUCCUGGGUUGGUCUUGCGCAGGACUGUUGUCUGG
This is a messenger RNA of Thamnophis sirtalis, 1198 nucleotides long. NCBI's taxonomy places the organism in Eukaryota, Metazoa, Chordata, Lepidosauria, Squamata, Natricidae. The record is from RefSeq and is a predicted model, not a curated record.